Molecule: messenger RNA, 1353 nt
Organism: Porites evermanni
Lineage: Eukaryota; Metazoa; Cnidaria; Anthozoa; Scleractinia; Poritidae
Source: the annotation of a GenBank genome assembly
CUGCUAGAUGACAAUGAAUUCUGCCUCCUUUACGAUGCGAAUUACGCUAACUACCCUGUAUUUGAUCACGGGCAAUAUACCAGGUUUACACUCGAUGCAGUCUCUGAAGAAGAGUGUUUGAGCAGCUUUCGUUUCAGACAACUGGACAUUCCUUACCUUGCACAAGUUUUGCGUCUACCUGAGAAGUUCAUUUGCCCUAAUCGAACUGCAGCAUUGACGGAGGAGGCUUUAUGUAUUCUUCUCAGACGAUUCGCUUACCCUUGUCGAUAUGUAGACAUGAUGCCUCAGUUUGGGAGAUCACCGCAAGAGUUGAGUCUGAUCGCAAAUAAAGUGAUGGAUGAAAUUUACGAAACGCACGGCCACUUGCUGACAACCAUCGAUCAUCCAUGGCUAACAAGAGCUAAACGAAGAGAAAUGGCUGAUGCUGUCCAUGAAGUAGGAGCUGCACUUCCAAACUGCUGGGGAUUUGUAGACGGCACGGUAAAUAUCAGAAAAAAAUGUUUUUACACAGCAUCCCGUUCCUGCAACCCGCCCUUCCUAACUCCCCGCACCGGAAAAAUAAUUACCUGCUUGUCUCCACAUUUAUUUCAGUCAUAGAAAACCUGACAGCAGGUGACAUUGUAUAUACACCGGGUUCUCCCUUCCUCCACCCUUACCUGGAAUGGUGUUAAAUCAGUCAAUCUGAAAAGUGAAAGUUUAACAUCCCUUUUUUUCUCUAAUUUAGGUUAGGCCUGUUUGUAGACCAGGCGAGGCCCAGCGCAUACUAUACAAUGGCCAUAAGAGAGUCCAUGGCAUCAAAUUUGAGCAAGUACUUGCUGCAAAUGGCAUUAUAGUUCGAAUGUAUGGACCUGUUGGUAAGAUAACAAAGUUUAUGUACUACAGCAUACUGUUCAAACCAAAACUAGAUGCCAAGGCAUGGACAGAUAAGGAUUCUAGACUACACUUUACCGUAGUCCCCAUUGUAGCAAGGGCUUACCAAUUUCACUGAAAUUGCAUAAGUUAAGUUUUGGUCAAAGGGUUAUACACUAUAUUUCUGGGCUAGAAAUAAAACAGCAUUUGCUCAUUCACACAGAGGGCAAGAAACACGAUGCAGGAGUGCUUAGAAUGUCAGGCUUGUACCAAGACCUGGAGAGGCACUCGUGGGCACCUGAUGGCACACCUUUGUGCAUUUAUGGCGACACUGCAUACCCCUUAAGAGUACACCUGCAAACUGGGUUCAAAGGCGCAAACCUCACUCCAGAUCAAGAACAGUUCAACAAAUCUAUGUCUGAUGUCAGAACCUCUGUAGAGUGGACAUUUGGUGAAAUUGUCAAAGACUGGGCAUUCUUAGACUUCAAGAAGAAUCUCAAACUA